This is a messenger RNA of Trypanosoma brucei brucei TREU927, 1005 nucleotides long. RefSeq names its product expression site-associated gene (ESAG) protein, putative. Lineage: Eukaryota; Euglenozoa; Kinetoplastea; Trypanosomatida; Trypanosomatidae. Bases 1 to 1005 code for a protein of 334 amino acids. The record is from RefSeq and is a predicted model, not a curated record. The transcript has a single exon.
AUGCCUAAAAUACACUUGAAGAAGACUAGGAUAGGAGUGUGGUUGAGUUUGUCUUUUCUUCUUAUAAGUUUUAGUCUGGCACGUGACUGUACGCUGGUGGACGAUUAUUACGGCAAAAAUGUUCCUGAGUCCGUUUGCUAUCUCAGCUGCCUUUCGAAUGCACUGAACAAAUUGUACAACGAUGGAGAAGAGAAACUAUUUGUAAAUGAGGAAGUAUACGCAGAUGCAUCUCGUAUAUUGGAUGACAUGGAAGGGGAAACAGCUGAAUGUGUUAAAUACCUUAGUGUUAUCAGCGGUGUAAUGGAAGGGAAACAUGAUAAAUUGGAAAAACUUAUAUCUUACGGAAAUGAAAUGGGAGACCUUGUAGCCAAGGUGGGUGGAUUAUUCGCAGAUGUAAAUGAAAGUGUAAGGGCAAUGAGGGAAGUAUUGCCAUCUACUCUCAUAACAGCAAAUAAAUACUACACGGCUAUUUCUGAGAUUGUUAGGACAGUUUGGGACGAUGUUAAGGCGGUGAAGAGCGACGAUGAGGAAGUCUUACAGUGUAGAAACGGAAAAAUUAUAAGUACAGGGGAGUUUUCAGUCAAGUGUAGCGCCCAUACGUGUCCACUUGGAGUCAAUGUGACAGAGAGUACCCUUAAAAAGUACAAGGAUGGCUGCCUUGAAAUAAAUGUUAUGACUGAAUCUGGUCAGGUAAGCAAGUGCUUUAAUUUACCAAGAAAUAACUUGUAUAUAAGCGGUGCAAGAAUUAAUUCGAGUGGAGUGUUGGAAUGGUCUCAAAAUGAUUCCGCUUUUUUUCGACUUAUAGUCAAAGUUCAGGACAUCUUCGCACCCCUCAUCGCACCUUUUUCAGCCGGGAAACCGCCCUCUGUACUUCUUACAAAGAUGACAAAUAUCACUUCCCUUUACUCUCACUUUAACAAAGUUCACAACAACUUUACUUCGCUGCUGCGCGAUACCAAUAUCACUGUGAAUGCGGACAAUACUAAUACUAAUUCUACCAUUUGA